CCGCUCUUGUGUCAGUUGGACAACAACCAUCAGAAGGGAUAUAAUCAACAGCCAGCUGUGUUACUUCACUUUGGUGGCGCUCGUGCUCCAGUUUCAAAGUCGUUACCUUUGUGUGCGCACGCGCUCUAGUUGAGUUUCUCUCCUUCGAACAGGUUCGACCGCCGGGACACACCUGCAGGGAGAAAAAGGAAGCCUUGUUUUCCCCCGAACGCCAUUCUUUACUCUAUCUUUGACCUCUGUGGACGGCGGAGGGACAGAAAGCUGACGGUUUUGUUUUGUUCUCAACAAGUCGUUUUUUGGUUUAAUUAAUUUUCAUCAUGAAAAUGUGGAUUGCUCUCGUUCUCGUCGCCUUCGCGACAGGAGCCUCAGCUCAAUGUUCAUGUGAAACUAUGAAGUGGGCCACCUGUGACGGGACUCCAUGCACUUGUACCCUUCUGAUCGGUGACAGCAUUACACAAACGCUGAAAUGCGACGCAUUGAUCCCCAAGUGCUUCCUGAUGAAGGCCGAGAUGUACCGAGCUAAAAAGGGCCUGAGCACGCGCACAAUAGGAGGAAAGCCGGUGGAGACGGCCUUCGUGGACAACGACGGCAUCUACGACCCGGAUUGCGAGGCCGACGGCAAGUUCAGGGCCAAGCAGUGCAACAACACGGAGGAGUGCUGGUGCGUCAACAGCGCUGGAGUCCGUCGUACCGACAAGGAGGGCAAGACUCUCGAGUGCCCCAAGCUGGUGGAGACCUACUGGGUUCGUCUGCAGCUGAAACACAAACCAUCGACAACUCCAGUGAAAGCUGAAAACCUGAAGGCUGCCAUUGCCGAUGCCAUUAACAAACGUUACAAUAACUUUAACAAGGAAUUGGUGGAAAAGGUCGAGUACGACGCAGAUUCCCGCACGAUUGUGGUGGAUGUGAAGAAGGCAAAGGGAGAACGCAUGACUGACCUGACCCAGAUGGCCUACUACAUGGAGAAAGAUGUGAAGGUGCUGCCCCUGUUCAAGAACCAGGAUGAGUUCAUGCCCAAUGUGGACGGCCAGAAGCUGGAGAUGGAGAACAUCCUGGUGUACUACGUGGACGAGGAGAACCCGACCUUCACCAUGAAGCACCUGUCGGGCGGCAUCAUCGCCGUCAUCGUGGUGGUGGUGCUGGCCGUGAUCGCCGGCCUGCUGGUCCUGUUCUUUGCCAGAAGGCGACAGAAUCAGAGAUACAGCAAAACCCAGCAAAGAGAACUGGACCCCAUGUAAAGUCUUCAUCGCAGCGGGAGUCUAUGAAGACCUUUAUGGAAUAACUUGUUUUCUGCAGUGGGAGUGUGCCUUUUUUUUUUUUUUUUUUUUUUUUAAACCAUUUUACUUGAGAAAUACAGAUUGUAACAAUGAACUUGCUUUUAUAUGUUGGCACAGCUGGUACCGGCAUUUAUUUAUAAAUCAUGUCAACUCUUAACGCAUCGUCCAUCUAUAUGCCAUAAAGAACUUUGCUUUUGAAAACGUGCCUGGCACAUGCCGCUUUUUUUUUUUUUUUUUGUCAGAACGCGUCGAGUGGUCUAAAGUCCGCGUCGUAGAUUGUACAGUUUCCUACUUAUGUGUGUUUUGUCUAAAUGUUUAUAAUAAAAUCUUUUUAAAGACA
Messenger RNA from Anarrhichthys ocellatus (wolf-eel), 1617 nucleotides. RefSeq names its product epithelial cell adhesion molecule (gene epcam). The record is from RefSeq and is a predicted model, not a curated record. Gene Ontology annotation, cellular component: membrane. The transcript has 9 exons. Bases 318 to 1238 code for a protein of 306 amino acids. NCBI's taxonomy places the organism in Eukaryota, Metazoa, Chordata, Actinopteri, Perciformes, Anarhichadidae.